Molecule: messenger RNA, 942 nt
Organism: Ailuropoda melanoleuca (giant panda)
Lineage: Eukaryota; Metazoa; Chordata; Mammalia; Carnivora; Ursidae
Product: olfactory receptor 2T33
Exons: 1
Coding region: 1-942 (313 amino acids)
Biological process (GO): G protein-coupled receptor signaling pathway
Cellular component (GO): membrane
Molecular function (GO): G protein-coupled receptor activity; olfactory receptor activity
Source: RefSeq, a predicted model, not a curated record
AUGGAAGAUGCAAAUGACACCACAGAGAUAAACUUCAUUCUUUUAGGACUCUUUAACCACACUCUGACCCAUGUGUUCCUCUUUUCCAUGGUGCUCACGAUAUUCCUCACCUCGCUGAUGGGCAAUACUCUCAUGAUCCUGCUCAUCCAUGAGGACCCCCAGCUGCACACACCCAUGUACUUCUUGCUUAGCCAGCUCUCCCUUAUGGACAUGAUGCUGGUCUCCACCAUAAUCCCCAAAAUGGCAACCAACUACCUGAUGGGCACCAAGUCCAUCUCUCCUGCUGGCUGUGGAACUCAGAUCUUCCUGUUUCUCACUCUGGGAGGUGGUGAAUGCUUCCUCUUAGCAGCUAUGGCCUAUGACCGCUACGUGGCCAUAUGUCACCCCCUUCGCUACCCCAUCCUCAUGAAUCAGAAGCUCUGCUUGCACAUGACCACAGGCUCCUGGCUUCUGGGAGGGGUGGAUGGACUGAUACAGGCUGGUGCCACUCUGAGCUUCCCUUACUGCCAUUCUCGAGAAAUCAACCACUUCUUUUGUGAGGCACCCUCUCUAGUGCGCCUUGCCUGUGAUGACACUACAUUUUUUGAGUUUUUCAUGUAUGUGUGCUGCAUCCUGAUGCUCUUGAUCCCUCUUUCUCUCAUUUUGGCCUCCUACAGUCUCAUUCUGGCUGCUGUGCUCCACAUGCGGUCCACUGCAGCUCAGAAGAAAGCCUUUGCCACCUGUUCCUCUCAUCUGGCUGUGGUGGGGCUCUUCUAUGGCACUCUCAUAUUCAACUACAUGUGGCCCAAAUCUUACCGUUCAGUGGCCCAUGACAAGGUGGUCUCUGCUUUUUACACCAUCUUCACACCUGUGUUGAACCCCCUUAUAUACAGUGUGAGGAAUAAAGAAGUCAAGGGGGCUUUGAGAAAGUGGCUGGAGAAACAUUUUCUGGGACGUCUAUAA